AAAAUAAAUUUUAUUUGCUAAAUUACUUAUAUUAAUAAACAUGUAAUUUGACACAAAUAGAUAUUUCAAAUGAAACACGUCUCAUAUACCGAAGAAAUUAUUUUGUUUUGAUACUACCACCAACAUAACUUUCCUACGUAUAUAAUCGUCCUCCCUAAUAAUAAUUAAUACCUACAACACAAUAACAAGAAACGGAAUGAAGAGGCUCCACAUAUAUUAUUGCUUUUCUUUUCGUUGAAUUUUAAAACUUUGACUCCAAUAAACGACGUGGGUUCAAAACACCUUCUUUGGUAUUUCAUUCAUUGCAGCACAUAAGAAACUUCCAAGUCAACUGUACUCCAGAAGCCUAAGUCAACUACUCUGAAGAGUAAACAAUGAAGCCUUUUUUAUUCAUUUCCUUUGUCUCAAAAAGCAACUAAGAAAACCAAUCAUAAUUACACUGUUUUCACUUUGUUAUAGUUAUUCGUUCAUUUCACAGAAUCAUGGUUGAUGUGCUAGGCUCACUUAUCUCUGCUUUCUUGCAAGUGCUGUUGGAUAGGAUAGCUCAUGUUGAACUCAUAGACUUCUUCCGAGGAAACCAUCUUGAUGAAACACUUCUAGAGAAGUUGAAGAUGCUUUUACUAUCUGUCACUACUGUGCUUAAUGAUGCUGAGGAGAAAAUGUUUUAUGAUCCAUCAGUGAAGGAGUGGGUUGAUAGGCUGAAGAAUGUUGUCUAUGAUGCUGAUGAUGUUUUGGAUGAGAUUUCCAGCAAAGCUAUACACGACGAGAUGGAUUCAGGAUUCCACACCACCUUAGAUCAGGUAAAAGAUUAUGCUUCUUCUCUCAAUCCGUUUUCUGAACGAGUUCAAUCGAAAAUUGGUAGGAUAAUUGAGAGGUUGAAAUCUAUAAUAGAGUAUAGAGAUCUUCUUGGUCUUAAGGAAGGAGGUGUAGGUAAAUCACUCUCGUUAGGUUCAUCCACAACUUCUUUGGUGGAUGAACAUCGCGUGUAUGGUCGAGAUGGUGAUAAGAAGAAGAUUAUUGAGUUUUUGUUAUCAGGUGAUUCCAAUGGAGGCGGGGUGCCGAUAGUAGCAAUUGUUGGGAUGGGAGGGGUAGGAAAGACUACUCUUGCUCAGAUUUUGUACAAUGAUGAACAAGUGAGGAACCAUUUUCAAUCAAGAUCAUGGGCCUCUGUGUCAGACUCUUCAAAUGUGUAUGAAAUAACCAAAAAAGUUGUUGAGUCGUUCACUAUGUCGUAUUCUAAUAUCUCAGACUUGAAUAUACUCCAAAUCAAACUUAAGGAUAGAUUGACAACAAGACAGAGGUUUCUAAUUGUUUUGGAUGGGUUUUGGAAUGAGAAUUUUCUUGACUGGGACAUCCUCCAAAGACCUUUUCUAUCAGCAAACAAGGGAAGUAGAAUCAUCGUCACCACACGUAAUCAAAGUGUUGCAACAUUAAUUCGUGCGGAUUUAACUCAUUCUCUUUCGCUUUUAUCUCAUGAAGAUACCUGGAAGUUGUUUGCAAGUCAUGCAUUCAAAUCAGGGAAAUCGAAUGAGUAUCCCAUGAUGGCACACAUUGGAGAAAAAAUAGUACAAAAGUGCAAUGGUCUCCCUCUAGCUGCAAAAGCGCUAGGGUGUCUCCUACAUACAAAAGAAGAUGUUAGAGAGUGGGAAGGUAUAUGUUAUAGUAGGAUAUGGGAGUUACCAAGUGAUAAGUGUAACAUUCUUCCUGCUUUAAGAUUGAGCUAUAGUCAUUUACCUUCUCAUUUAAAGCGAUGUUUUACUUAUUGUUCUAUAUUUCCUAAAGGAUAUGAAAUAAAAAAGUGGGACUUGAUCUAUUUAUGGAUGGCUGAAGGUAUCCUGCCACAACAAACAUUGGGGAAGAGAAUGGAGGAUGUAGGAGAAGAAUGCUUUCAAGAGUUACUAUCUAGGUCAUUCUUUUAUCAAUCAACCUACCACAUAUCAUGUUAUAUGAUGCAUGACCUUAUCAGUGAUGUAGCACAAUUUGUUGCAGGUGAAUUCUUUUACAAAUUAGAUGAUAAUCAUCCUAGAAAAAUCACAAUUAGUGUUCGCCAUUUAUCUUAUUUACAAGGCAUAUAUGAUGAUCCUGAAAAGUUUGAAAUCUUCUCUGAAUUUAAGCAACUUAGGACCUUCCUACCAUUCAGAUUCUCAUGCUUUGUUUACUCCUCUUCAAUUACCAGUAUGGUUUCAAUUUUGUUACCAAAAUUGAAACGCUUACGUGUGCUCUCUUUGUCUCACUAUCCAAUUACCAAGUUGCCACUUUCAAUUGGAAACUUGAUGCAUCUAAGAUAUUUGGAUCUUUCUUACACUGGAAUUGAGUUUCUGCCUGAUUCUGUUACCACUUUGUAUAACUUGGAGACACUUUUGUUGUCAGGUUGUCGUUGUCUGACAGUGUUACCAAAAAACAUGUCCAACUUAGUUAACUUACGUCACCUUGAUAUAAGUGGAAGCAUUGUGACAAACAUGCCUGCAAAUUUUAGUAAAUUGAAGUCUCUUCAAGUGUUGACCAGCUUUGUAGUUGGCUGUGAAGGAGGAUCAAAAAUUAGUGAGUUAGGAGAGCUUUCAGAACUCCAUGGAUCCCUUUUGAUUGUGAAUUUGCAAAAUGUAGUUGAUGCAAAAGAAGCUUCCCAUGCCAAGUUAAAGGGUAAGAAAUAUCUUCAUGAACUAGAAUUAAAGUGGACAACUACAACUCAUGAUGAAGAUACUGAAACAAAUGUACUUGACAUGCUAGAGCCACAUAAAAAUCUAAAAAGACUUAAAAUUCAAAAUUUUGGUGGCAAUAAAUUGCCGAAAUGGUUGGUGAGCUCUUCAUUCUCUUGUAUGGUGUGUCUAUACCUCGCUAAUUGUGAAAAUUGCAAGUCAUUGCCAUCACUUGGACAAUUGACAUCUCUCACAGAACUCCAUAUAACAAUGAUGACAAACCUACAGAAAGUUGAUCUAGAAUUCUAUGGGAAUGUAAGUGAACCAUUUAGAUCAUUGAAAAUUAUGAAGUUUGAGGACAUGCCUAAUUGGGAAGAAUGGUCCACCAAUAGAUUUGAAGAAAAUGGAGAGUUCCCUUCACUUUUAGAGCUUCAUAUAGAGAGAUGUCCUAAAUUGACCAAAAGCUUGCCUGACCACCUUCCUUUGUUGGAUAAAUUAGUGAUCACUGCAUGUCAAGCUCUAACAAGCCCAAUGCCGUCGGUUCCAAGGCUGAGAGAAUUAGUGCUGACGGGUUGCGAUGCGUUGGUGUCGUUACCCGAGAAAAUGAUGGAGGGAAAUAAAUGUCUUCAAAUUAUAGCCAUAAGCAACUGCUCAUCUCUUGUCACCAUUCCUAUGGAUGGAUUAAGAACCCUAAGAUCUCUUGAAAUCUAUGAGUGCAGAAAUUUUCAACUAUUUCAUCCUCAGAGUUUGAUGCAGGAACCUCACUACUAUUCAGCCCUUGAAAAAUUACACUUAAAAUGUUGUUGUGAUUCUCUCAUCUCAUUUCCAUUGUACAUCUUCCACAAGCUAGAAGAUCUUCGCAUACAAGAUUGUAGCAAUCUCCAGAUGAUUUCAUGUGCUCCAAACAGUGUACCAAAUUUUAGGAAGUUAAAACUAAAACAAUGCCCCAAACUUACUCAAUUUCUUGGAGGGUUGCUUGCUCCAAAGCUUGAGUCACUUUGUAUCAGCAAAUGUGUUGAUUUCUCGCCUAAGACUACAUGGGGUCUUCAGGAAAUGACAUCACUAACUUCUCUUCAUAUCACCCAACUUCCUAGUCUUACUUCACUGGAGCAUAUAGGAGUUCAAUAUCUAACAUCUCUCAAAAUUCUGAAGAUUAAAGCUUGUGCUAAUCUUGAAUCUCUUCCUUUAGACAGACUAGUCACUUCCCUUUCUCAUAUUACUAUUAAAGCAUGCCCAAUAUUAAAAGUUCUAUGUGAAAAGGACAUUGGAGAUUACUGGAGUAUGGUCUCUCUCAUUCCUUCCAGAGUCAUUGAAGAUUAGAUCACAGAUCUUAGUUGAAAAUGUCAGGUUAUGAUGGAGCUAAAUUUGAGGUUGAAUUUCUUCUAAGAAUGAGGGAAUGACGAGGAUGUAAAAGGAACUAAUUGUGAUGAAAAGAAGGAAAAUCAAAGUCAACUUUAGAAUAAAUCUUAGUUUUGUUUGUGUUUAAUAUAAAUUGUAUUAUUUUAGUUUUAUUUUAAUAAUUAAGUGAUGUAAGCUUAAUAUGGUCCUAGAGUUUUAUUAAGCUUAAUAUGCCUCCUGAUUGAGUUGAUCUUUGUAAAUGAAAUAAAAAAAUUUCUUGAAUUGGAACUCUUAUAUUGAUUUUUAUCGACAACAUCCUUAUCAUUGUCACGAA
Messenger RNA from Cicer arietinum (chickpea), 4308 nucleotides. Its product is annotated as putative disease resistance RPP13-like protein 1. Gene Ontology annotation, molecular function: ADP binding. NCBI's taxonomy places the organism in Eukaryota, Viridiplantae, Streptophyta, Magnoliopsida, Fabales, Fabaceae. The record is from RefSeq and is a predicted model, not a curated record.